Grosmannia clavigera kw1407 is the source of this 267-nucleotide messenger RNA. RefSeq lists its product as uncharacterized. Bases 1 to 267 code for a protein of 88 amino acids. NCBI's taxonomy places the organism in Eukaryota, Fungi, Ascomycota, Sordariomycetes, Ophiostomatales, Ophiostomataceae. The record is from RefSeq and is a predicted model, not a curated record. The transcript is spliced from 2 exons.
AUGGCUCCUACACCCACAAAUGAUGAUACCAGUUCCGUGAACAACGGCACCAAGUCUACCGGCUCUUGGGGGGGAGAAACGCAUUACAGAGAUUCAAGCACCAGGACGGACGGUGUCCAUGGACUUCUUUUCAGCAGGCGAGACGAGGCUCCAGUGUCGUACCCGCCGGCCUUGAAAGAUGGCGCAGACAACCGCAACAAUGACCUAAAUCAGGUUAUAGCCAUCGUUGACCAAAAAUUCCCUAGGCGGACACCACCACAGUCCUAA